Messenger RNA from Fusarium redolens, 1182 nucleotides. RefSeq names its product cyclin-like protein. Lineage: Eukaryota; Fungi; Ascomycota; Sordariomycetes; Hypocreales; Nectriaceae. The coding region runs from base 1 to 1182 and encodes 393 amino acids. The transcript is spliced from 2 exons. Gene Ontology annotation, cellular component: cyclin-dependent protein kinase holoenzyme complex; nucleus; cytoplasm. The record is from RefSeq and is a predicted model, not a curated record. Gene Ontology annotation, molecular function: cyclin-dependent protein serine/threonine kinase regulator activity. Gene Ontology annotation, biological process: mitotic cell cycle phase transition; regulation of cyclin-dependent protein serine/threonine kinase activity.
AUGGCGUACUCUCAACAUGAUGACUCUUACUUCGUGGAGUCCGAUGAACCUCACCACAGAAUCACAGCCCAAGAAGCAGCACGAAUGAUGGCCCGUCAACGGCAAGACAUCAUCGGCGUUGAGCUUUCACGAUUAGCAGGAGAUGAGUACCUCGAGGAUAUCAUGCAGCAUAUGCGACAAAUGGAGGAUGAGACUCUACCAGAUGCUUCCCUCAUCGAUAUGCAACGCGAGAUUCAGUGGUUCAUGCGACCUUACUUGAUCGACUUCCUCAUCGAGGCCCAUGCUGCCUUCGGCCUCCUCCCCGAGACUCUCUUCCUCACUGUUAACCUCCUCGACCGAUACUGCUCGAAGCGAGUGGUGUAUAAGCAACACUACCAGCUUGUUGGAUGCGCUGCGCUACUCAUCGCUGCCAAGUAUGGCGACAAGAAGGACCGUGUUCCUCAGAUUCACGAACUCAACAACAUGUGCUGCGGACUCUAUGAUGCUGGCAUGUUCACACAAAUGGAGAUGCAUGUCCUGAACACCCUCGAUUGGAUCAUUGGCCACCCCACCGUCGACUUCUUUUCGCAACUAAUGGUAGCAGAGGAGGGUGACGAUCAGGAGGUUGCGCACAUGGCUGCCUAUCUGUGUGAGAUCGCCUUGUACCAUCGCGACUUCGUUUCCACCAAGCCUUCCGUCUUGGCUCGCUCAUCUCUGGCUCUCGCACGAGCUAUCCUUGGCCGCUCUGAAGUUAACGAUGGAGGUUGGGACCAGACAGAGAACGUUACCUUGAUCACCUUGUCGCAUCACCUCCAUCAGCCCUCGCCUACACUUGCGCGCAAAUACUCAACAACAGGUUUUUCUCGGGUGUCGCAGAAGCUGGCCGAGUUCAUGGCUGAGCAAGCUGCGAUUGCCCGUCGAGCUGCUAACCCAGCUACUCCCCUAGCCGAACCCAUCAACAAGCACACGAGCAACAUCUACAGCACUCCCCAAAAAGGACACAGCGCGAUGGGGUUCGAUGGUUACCUAACACCCCCGAUCACCCCUGACGGCAACUCCUUGAUGGGCAACCACAACAUGACAAAGGAGUCUUACGGCUUACCUCCUCGAUGCCCGGUCACACCAACACCACCACACCAUGCGGCCGUAUAUGGUCAACACCAAUACGUCGGAUACGUUAACCAGCAUGGCAUGAACCAAUAA